GAUGAACAUUCGAGCUUCGAGGCUAGUUCCAUAGACGUAAAUUCAGUGCUUUUAUGGUGAAGUCUCUUUGAGUGAGAAGAGACAGACACAGUUUUAAAACGGAAAUCACGGUUUUUACGAUUUUUCGAAAAUCUUGAUGUCCAUACGAACGGCAAACGUCAAAUCAAAUAAUGUUUUUCAUUAAUUUUUCACGGUGUCGCUCCUUUGAUAGCGCCGACAUAGUGAGAAACACCAACAACAAUCCGGAGACACCCGAUUCAAUCCAUGAACCAAAAUUAAAUUCCGGCGCUUGGGAAGAUCCGUUGCCCAUAUCGAAUGCAACAAAAGGCAAUAACAAUCAUUUGCAUUCGAUCGGAUCGCGUCGUUCGGAACCAUUUUCAGCCUUGCGUUUAAAUAACAAAUUAAAUACGAAUCCAUUAAGUUCGGUAGCAGCCGCUGCUGCUGCAGCGGCCAGUCUACAAAACGGCAACUUCACAUUAAACACAAUACAUCAGAAUUUUAAAAAUCGUAAAAGACUGGAACAUACACCAUCAUCACGAACAGUCAGUUCCGAUGAAGGCUGGUGCUCGGAACGUGGUUCGGAGCAUGAUUUUUCAUCCGAUGGCGAAGAUGAGGAUAAAAAAAGUAUCAGUAGUCUUACAUCAGUCAACACAAGAAACAGUCAUUUACGAUCGACACUAAAUAAGGCAAAACAACAUUUAUCAUUUGAUAAAUGGAGAAGUGGUGGCACGUCCAACAAUCACUCAAAUACAUCAUCCACAAUGCCACCACCACAGCCAGAAAUAUUAUCGCCGGGCGAGUCAUCGCCUGGGGGUCGAUUAUCCAGGUGGUUUUCCAUACGUCGCGGUUCAGCGCAUCAAUAUGAUUUCGGUGCAAGUAAACAAUCCGGACGUGAUAGCCGAGCAGGUAGCAUUGAGUCCGAAGAAAAGUCAAAACAAUCAGGAACAUUAAAUGGAACCACAAUAAAUGGCUAUAAAAUGCCUUUAUUGCCAGAGACCGACGAAGUCGACGGAACAUUGUUAGGAGCAUUUAAUGGACGGAAUAGUCAAUCAAAUAUCGAUGCCAUUAAUCGUCAAAUAAAUCUCACAUUACCAGCCACUCCACCGUCCGGCCUAUCGCAACAACAAUUGAAACGACGACAUAUCUUUGCUGCAAUCGUUCAUAGUGAAUGCUCUUACGUUGCGACUCUUCAACGUCUAGUCAAUGGUUUAAAAAAACCGCUUGAAGAAAGUAGUCCAUCCAUACUCAAUUCGUCCAAGAUUGCAACACUAUUCCAUCGUUUGCCGGAAAUUUUACACUGUCACACUCUAUUUCGAAUUGCUUUAGCUGAAUGCGUUCGAAAUUGGGAUCGUGAAGAAAAGGUGGCCGAUGCUUUCAUUUCAUCGUUUGGCAAACCGAUUAUUUUGGAGAUUUAUAGCGGUUUCAUCAAUAAUUUCUCUGUUGCCAUGGAACUUGCGAAAAUGGAAGCAAAGCGAAAAUCGGCUCUAGCAGAUUUCUUUAAAGUCAAACAGAUCAGCGCUCACGAUCGGCUUUCUUUCUUUGGAUUGAUGGUGAAACCAGUGCAACGUUUUCCACAAUUCAUUUUAUUUUUACAAGACUUAUUAAAAUAUACACCACAAGGUCAUCAUGAUCGUAUGUCGUUACAAUUAGCAUUAACACAAUUAGAAUCACUGGCCGAGAUGCUAAAUGAACGAAAACGUGAAGCCGAACAAUACCAAGCGUUCAAAGAAAUGUUGGGCAAUAUUAGUGGCACAUUCAACACCCGUGCGUUAUCAUCAGAAGGAAAUCGCAAUCGAUAUCUCUUGCGCGAAGAUAAUGUUACCCAUUUGGAAUUUAAUCAAUCCGGUUUUAUAGUGAAAUCAAAACAACGUCGAUUACUUCUACUGAAUGACAAAGUCAUUUGUGUAUCAGUUGCACCCAAACUAUCGAAUGAAUUUGGCGCGACGGAAAAACUCUCUUUCAAAUGGAUGUAUUCGGUAAAUGAAGUUGAAAUUGUUGACAAUAACACAUCAGCAACAUUAUCAAGAAUUUUAACUGCCGGUUUGAAUCGUGGAGGAAGUUUGAAAUCAAAUGGUUCUGGAAUAAAUGAUACACUGUCAUCAUCAUCGUCAUCAUCCUCUCCAGCUUCAAGUCAAGGAUCACCAACAAACGGAGCCGAUAAUUUAUGCAGUGAAAUGAGCAAUUUAAUGCAUGACUACGAAGUUAUAUCACGUAUAAAUGAUUUGAUUGGAUCGCUGAAAGGCAAUUAUAGUGAUAUAAAUACGGAUUUAACAAAAAAGACUCUCGCCAUAAUACAAAGUUCGAUACAAAAGAAAGAUGAAGAAAUGGCUUGGGUUGAUUCUUGUUGUCUCCAAUUGAUUGUACGUACCAAAAAUGGCAAAGAAGAAACGUUUACAUUUCAAACGGAAGAUCCUUCUGUUAAAAAAGAAUGGAUAACGGAACUUCGUUUGGCACAAUUGUCUCUGGACCCAAACAAUUCACCAGCAUGGGAAAUGCCAGAACGCGAACAUCGAUCACCAUCGACAAAAUUACCGUUGUUUGUAAAAGCACAGUCUGUUCACAAAUCACAUCAUCAAACCGAGGUCCGAUGUGGCUGCUAUUACACAACAACGAAUCACAAUCGAACAUCAACACGUCGCCGCUCAAAAAGCCAAAACUAUGCCUGGAUAUGUACAACCGAUGGAAUAAGUAGUCAUACAACAAUUUUAUUGCAACAUCAUCAACGUGCUGGUGAAUUAAAAGAAGUUGGCUCAUUUGAUCUGGUUGAGACGAUCGUCACUUCGAUGGAAUUUGUAAAAGGGAUAAAUAAUCUGAAUCCACAAGAAGAGCAAAAUGAAAAAUCAUUGAUCGAUGGUGAUUCAGUGUGGAUGGGAACAACGUCAAAGAAAAUCUUCAUUUACUCAGCGACAAAUCCAGAACAGGAUAAACAAAUUGCUGUUUGUGCUGUGCCUGCUGCUGUUACACAAAUCGUAUUUCAUAUGGAUAGUACUUUUGUUGCAUUAAUCGAUGGAACCGUUCAAAUAUUUCGUCGAGGCUAUGAUGGUCAUUGGCUACUCAAGGAACCGCAAACUGUUUCGUUAGGUGUGUCCGAACCAAUCACAAGUAUUCUGUCGAUAAAUGCAAACGUCUACGCUGGUUGUGGACAAAAGGUCUAUGUACUUAAUGGCUGUUCGGGUGAAAUUCAAAAAUCUUUCGAUGUAAAUCGUGAACAAAGUAAUGGGACAGCUCAUACUGUUCAUUAUAUGGCACAUUCUGGAAUCGGUUUAUGGAUUUCGUUAAAGAAUUCCAGUGUGAUCUGUUUAUAUCAUACCGAAACAUUUAAGCAUCUCCAAGACAUCAAUAUAGCAAGCAAUGUGCUUCGUGUAACAUCAUCACAACGCGACUGUGCUAAUAACAAUUCUUCUGUCUUUGUAACAGCUUUAAAUGCAUCGAAAGGACUUUUAUGGGUUGGCACAAAUGUUGGCAUCUCAUUGACUAUACCUUUGCCACGACUUGAAGGUGUGCCAAUCAUUAGUGGUGCUGUGAAUAUAUCAUACCACGCUCAUUUUGGUCCGGUCACAUUUUUGAUGCCACUUUUGCCGAAAUCAUACUACAAGCCCUUGCCAUCUGAACCUUUACCAACAACAACAGUACAACAGCAGAAUUUUGACGAAGACGAAAAAUUAGCUGAUGAAAAUGCGGUCACACUGCGGAAAAGUGAAAAUGAAGAUCAAAGCCAAAAAUCAAAUACAAGAGAUUCAACACAACACAAAAAAACCGAAAGAAGUAAUUCGCAAGACAUGUCGGCCAGAUUGAAAGCACAACUUGUCCAAAGUCCUGUUGUAUUGCGUAGACGUCGCGGAAAAGACGAACUAUCACGUGGAUCAAAAACCCUACCAAGAGGACUCGGAUCAGCGGCAGCUUUUACUGCUUCGAUGCAUUCGAAUACGUCAUCUUCUCAAGGUUCUGAUCACAGUGGUUGUGAUGUUUAUGGACUUUAUGGUGAUUUGAUUUUUGUCAAAGAAGACUAUGACAAUGUUGAACAAGGCCAAGGAACAUUGAUGGAUCCGUCAUACGAAAGCCUUCGAAGAAGUGAACCAGAACUUGCAGCAAUUGCCACAAAAGUAACGACAUUAGAUCGACGUUUACGCUUGAAAGUAAGCCGCCCACGAUCAUUAGAUCUAUCCAAUUGGUCGGUUGAUUCUCGAUCUUCUAGUCUAUAUACGUCGUCUGGCAGCGAAGAAAGUAUGGCAAUACGACAAGGAUUGUUUUCAAGCCGAAGUGUAUCUCGAAACAGCAGUAAUGCAAGCCAUAAAACUGGUACAUUUGAUUUAAUGAAUAUUUGCGAAAACAGUACUGACAUUCAAAUUGCUCCAACGACACCAUCGGCCUCAACGCCACCAUUAGCCACAUCGACUUUGAACCGACCAUUGAAACAGUUGCCAAAAGUGGAGCACGAAAAAGUGCAAACAGUCGCCGCAGCAACUUUAAAGAAAAAGAAAAACAACAAAAAUUCGAACGUAUCAAAUGAAUCAAUUUUGGGCCGAAGAACAGUAAUUACUUUAACUGGCGGCCGGGGAUAUAUAAACUGGAAACAUGUGUGGUACAAUUAUCCUAUGGAUAAGUCACAUAAAUCGAACCAAACAAUGGCACGAGCACCAAAUUCGAAUGAUGCUCAUGUGGUUAUGUGGGAAAAGAAGCUUUAAAGUUUAAACGAAUGAUUGAUUAUAUUAUUCAAUCAUUAUGCAUUUAUAAAUAUUCUCCACUUGUAUAAAAUUGUUAUUUGUUUUUUUUCUUCGAAUUAAUUGAAAAUCAUAUUGGUUUUUCAAGUUCAAUCAUCAAGUUUACGGCGCAUAUUUCGGUCCAUGCAUAUGGAUAAUUUUUUUAAGAUAUUGAAAUCAAUGUAUUUGUUAUAGUGGUAUUGUGGAGUUCAGUGAUUUCAAUUUACUUUUCCAGUGUCUUCUAAAGCGUCCAGUUUUUAUAAAACAAAUCAAUGGAUGAUUGCAAGUAACACAGUUUAGAUUUUAUAGAUGCUUAGUCAUAGAACUUACGUUUUAAAGAAAACGAGAAAAGUGGAUACAAGUAAAAUCUAAAAUUGACGUUUAUUUCAAAUAGAAUAGAAGCGAGUGUUACGUAUUUUAUAAUAUUAUUUAAUUUUGUUUGCUAUAUUUUAAACUUAACAAUUGCCAUACGAUAGAAUUUACUAAACAUCGCACAAACAUACAAUUUAGUCGUUAUUUUUUCAAAAAAAUAACAACAAAAAUUUAAUAUUAAAUGGAACGAAAUUUAUAUAUAUAACGAUUAAAAUAGAACUCUAAAUCAUAUGUUAAUUUUAAUUUGAACGUAGAUUUAGUGUGGAUGAAAAUUCGUUUGUCCUGGUGAAAUUGUUUUUUUGUAUUCGUGGUCAUAUUAUAAUUGCAGCGAUAGACCUUGUUCGAAAUUAUCUAAAUUAUCACAGCGAUAUUCGCUAAAUUAAACACUUCCUAUGUGUCAAAAUAUUUAAUUAAUGUUGAUACAUUUUGCAGCCUAUGCAUAUAAUAACAUCAGUCUGAAUAAAAUUUUAAAAUGUGAAUAAUAUCUUUACACAUCAUUUACAAAAAAAAAGUAAAAAAAGACCUUACAAAAAUCUUAAAUAAUAGCAGAAAAUCUUAAACAAUUACAGAAAAUGCCUUAUCAUAUUGUAUAUUUAAACAAAGGAACAAAACCAUAUUUAUACAUUGGAAACGCAAAUCAAGUUCUUAACUUUUAUUGAUGUAUUCUCUUUAGGAAACUGAACCUAAUUAUUUUUU
This is a messenger RNA of Contarinia nasturtii (swede midge), 5768 nucleotides long. RefSeq names its product rho guanine nucleotide exchange factor 10-like protein. The record is from RefSeq and is a predicted model, not a curated record. The coding region runs from base 171 to 4685 and encodes 1504 amino acids. Gene Ontology annotation, biological process: actin cytoskeleton organization; positive regulation of stress fiber assembly. Lineage: Eukaryota; Metazoa; Arthropoda; Insecta; Diptera; Cecidomyiidae. Gene Ontology annotation, molecular function: guanyl-nucleotide exchange factor activity. The transcript has 7 exons.